AUGCGUCGCCUUUACCAUAGGUCUCAGCUCGCGCUGCACAUCAAACGGGCUAUUUGUGCCCAUCAUGUGGCGAACCCCCUGCUGCGCCAAGUAGACCUCGCGCGUUGGUGUUUCACGCGUUUUGGUGUCAGGCCCGACCGUUCGACCAUUGGUCGUAUCUUGAAAGGCGCUGACCGAUGGCGGAUCCCUGACGACACCGUCGACGCUAUUCGGGUCCGAGGAGGGGCAUUCCCCGAUCUGGAGCGCGCGAUGGCACGCUGGAUUGCCAACGCAGGCCCUGCCGGCGUCCCGCUCACCCUCGCGACGAUCCGCGACCAUGUCGCGACGAUGGCGCAAGCGAACGGCGCGCCUCCGACAUUCCGUUGCAGCAUCGGCUGGGUGCGCCGUGCGCUGCGCCGCCAGGGUGUGCGCUGCAUGAGUGCCGUCGGCGAGGCGGCCGACCAGGAUAUGAACGCCGUACGCACGACAAAGGAGAAGCUUCCGCAGCUUCUCAUGCAUCUCGGCGUGCGACCGCGUGACACUUACAAUUUUGACGAGACGGCGCUUUACAUCAGCGUGCUUCCUCGCAAGACGUACGGCACGGGCAGGGCUGCCGGGCGGAAGCUCCCGAAGGAACGCCUCACCGUCGGCUUCUUGGUUAACGCGGAGGGGACACACGCCUUCCGUCCGCUCGUCAUCUCCAAGGCCAAGCGGCCCCAUGAUUUCAGGCCGAAUUUCGACCCCGAGGAGUAUUGCUACUGGCGCAACACUGCUAAGGGGUGGAUGACUAAGGCGGUAAGUUCAUUUUAA
Closterium sp. Yama58-4 is the source of this 789-nucleotide messenger RNA. Lineage: Eukaryota; Viridiplantae; Streptophyta; Zygnematophyceae; Desmidiales; Closteriaceae. The record is from the annotation of a GenBank genome assembly.